AUACUUACCUUGAUGGCACUUGCCCCUUCAUGUCCCGGGUUGGUGGGCCGUGGGGUCACUCCAUAGCACGGCGACCAUGUCCUCAGAGGGAGCCUGCGGUUUGUAUGGGCUUCGGCUCAUGCACCGUCUCAAUAUUUUCCUGUCCUGCUUCGGCCCUCGGGCUGGGCAGGCCAUUAUUUUUUGCUGGCUAUUUGGCCUAACCCUAACCUUAAUGACAUUCAGCUUCUAAGUAAUCACAUAUACACCAUUCAAUAUCCUUGGAGUUAAAUACAGUGUCCAAUGGUUUGCAUACUAUGCUACAAUAUAUUCAUGGCUGUCAUCGCAGCAACGACGGCGACAUCUCGCUCUCAGUUCGGGUUUCAAAGCUCUGAGACCUUCAUGAUGGUGCUGUAACAUACGUGGCCAUCAUCAUCGCAUUGUUAUAAACUUUCCUUGAGGUGCGGGUUGUUGCCAACCCUUUCCCAACCUCCAAAAUGUCCAAAACCGAGACGGCUGCAGGUGUAAAGGAUCCUUCCAAGCUGACAUUUGAAUCUGUAUUCACUCGGCGGAAGAUACUUGCUGCUUACUGGCUUGUUGUCUUGCUAGCAGUCCCUCUAUGGUGGAAGUACACUAGUAUUGACAGGUUGUCAUUGCCUGAGGCGAGAGUUCAGAGUGUGGCAAGUAAACAAUGGCAUUCCCCCAUUCGUGUUCAUAUUAAAUCAGAGGUCCCAGCGCACCCUGCGGAAGUCGUUGCUGCCGAUGUCUCUAAGCUGCUCGGCGAGGAUUUGAAAGACGUCGAUAGCGUCUCCAUAGACUUCGUCUCCAAAUCCACACCAGACACAUACCAGGUCCGUCUCCACAACAACGUGGACCAUACCUCGUUGAUAGGUCGUCAAUUAUCCAUUGGAAUGUUACCGGAGGAUGAUGACGAAUCUAUUCAGAUGUCCCGUUUGCGACUCGCAAGCAUACUCCGUCAUAUGCUCGUACCGCCUCCUCCGAGGGCAACAAGUUCAACGCAGCGUGUUGUCAAGUACUCACCCCGGUAUCGACUUGCUUUUACCUUGUUGAACGAGGACUCUGCAACGGGCAAAGCUGCAAUCAGUUGGGAUUUACAGCAAUCCAUGGGACAGUACUUGGGCCCGUCGCUCGACCGAUUCAAAGUGCUCCACAACUUCACUGUUGAGAGUCAGAUUCAGUUCCAUGCACCGUUGGCGUUCGCACCGAAGACCGUCGAGCAUGAGGGCAAAACGGUACACGGACUAACACACGAAGACCUCACUGUCUUCGUUAACUCGGCAGAAUGGACGUUGUCAUCUAGCGUUUCCAAUGAUCCAGUGCUUCAUUUCGUGCUUUUCGUUCCAUCAGCGAACCACACGCCACUACAUAUCCUAGAUAACGAAGGCAAACCAUCGGACUCAAACGCGUUCAUUCUUCCUCAAUGGGGUGGCAUCGUCAUCGUGAACCGCCCUCUUCCCCACCUGUCCUCCGCUGCCCUCAAACGGCCCUUUGAAACUUUCCGAGCGCAACUUUUGGCACUUCUCGGAGUGCCAGAAUUGCCACCAGCAGAUAUCAAAUCGGAUCACCCUGAAUCGUUCUCGGAUUGGCAGCUAGACGCACUCAUUCGUCAACGUACGGGGGAGAAUGUCAAGGAUAGUCAGGAAACGUUGGAAAGUAUCGUCAAGUUGGUGAACCAGAUUCAGAAUAUGCCAGUUGGGAAAGAUGUCAAAGGUGAUGUACAGAGUGCUUUGGACGCUCUGGAGCGGGCGUUCGAAGUUGGGUCUUCUUCCGCUGCCCGCGCACUCCAGUAUUCCGCCGAGGCGUUGAAACUAUCUUCAAGGGCCUUCUUCAACCCUAAUAAUCUCGGAUUGCUCUACUUCCCCGCGGAGCAUAAGUACGCAGUUUACACUCCUUUGUUUGCGUCAGUUGCUGCGCCCCUCGUUGCUGCUGUGAUUAGGGAACUCCUGGCCUGGAGGCGAGCUCGUCGUGAGCAGGUUGCAGCGGGUGAAAAGACGGCCGAAAAACCUAAGUCGGAUUAACCACCUAGUAUCCAGCAUUGUUUUGCUUUGCUCGGAGGUACACGUUAUGUAUGUAGGGAGCAGCUAAUUUAUUCCAACCAUGAUACAGAACAUCAGACUCAAGAUGGCGGACCUCCUGCUCGAGCCAUCUUCUUAUCGUGACCUGCUUUCCUACUAUGAUUUCCUCGACUGGCCUUGUGCUUAUCUUUCCAAGCUCUGUCGCGAGCACCGCCGCCCUCGGCCCGACCUCCUCCACUAGCACCUUCUCCAUGAUGUCCGCCCCGACCGCGUCCUCUUCCCGCACCGCGUGCUCCGCCUCGACCACGGCCACGGCCACGGUGCUGAGAUGAGCCAGCGGUUCCGGGGACUGGAAGGCCAGGUUGGUUUCCCGCAAACUCGUGCUUUCGAAGGAUACUGUCUUUCUUAGGCUGUAAUAUAAUAGAUUUGAGAACUGAGAAAUGUAACCAACGCGAGAAUGUAACUCUUACGUUGCGUUCGAGCAUGAUUCUCCAUCCUU
Somion occarium is the source of this 2511-nucleotide messenger RNA. NCBI's taxonomy places the organism in Eukaryota, Fungi, Basidiomycota, Agaricomycetes, Polyporales, Cerrenaceae. The record is from the annotation of a GenBank genome assembly.